AGCAGGCAGGAAGGGGGUGGCUGGAAAUGUUUCAGCUAGAGAGUUAAGCAGACAGUCUUUUCCUCCACUGUCGUGGAAAGAAAAUCCCUGUCUAGGCAUGGGCCUGAGCACACAGCACUGAGAAGGGAAUGAAAAAUAUACACAUGGUGAUUAUCUUUAGACAGAAAGUAAUUAGAAGAAGUCGGACUACCGACACAGACUCUGUGGUGGAUGUUAGAGAGACUGAGGAGCUCCAGCACUGCAUGAGAUCACCAACAGAAAGUGCCUUUCAGACAACAUCUCCAACUUGAACCUGCUCUGUGGUCCAUAUGUGCAUGGAAAGCCAACGCUCCCUUUAAGGCCAGGUCUGAGCUGUGACAGGGGAUACCUCAGCUGCAAAUCUUCAGUAGCCUCCAAUUCAUUUCUGAACAACUCAAGUGACAAAGAAAUCCAAGAGGAAAGCAUUAUUGUGGAGAGGAGAACUGUCAAAGCACAAAGAGCUGACAAAUUAGAAGUUGGCAAAGUCAAUACCAAGCACAUCUUCGUUAAUAUUCUAUCAACGAGCUCCAUUGCCUUGAAAUACUAUUGUUGAGAGUGUUCUUGUCAGUGGAGGAGGAGAGACACUUGGGGGUGUCACAGAGCAAGCCCCUCAACCUUUUCAGAGGUCUGCCAUAGGUGCAAACUGAUUGAGUGAUUGAUCAUUAAUCGAUUAGCCUUCCUCCCAGCUUAUGAUGCGAGGGCCUGUCUAGUUGCUACAUAUGAUUUGAGAACUUUUCAAACACAAAUAAAACAGAGCCAAAAGUUGUGAACUUUUUUACGUGAGGCCAUUUUUUAUUUAGAGUCAACCGAUAUAUUGAACUUUCAGCGUUCAAUUGGAACCUCUUAACAUGGCUCUGAAUAUAUCUUCGAUAAGAGACACAAAAUGGCUGACAUUGGAAGUUUGUCGGCAGUUUCAGAGAGGAACUUGCUCACGGAGUGAUGAGGAAUGCAAAUUUGCACACCCACCAAAGAGCUGCCAGGUUGAAAACGGAAGAGUUAUUGCCUGCUUUGACUCGCUAAAGGGUCGAUGUUCAAGAGAAAACUGUAAGUACCUUCAUCCACCUUCGCAUUUAAAAACCCAGCUAGAGAUUAACGGACGCAACAACCUCAUCCAGCAGAAGACGGCAGCAGCCAUGCUGGCCCAGCAGAUGCACUUCAUGAUCCCAGGCACGAGCAUGCAGCCUGUAGUAAGUUACUCAUAUUCAGUACCUACGUUCAAUAUGAACCAGGGGCUUGGUACAAGCCCUGGUCUCAGCUACUCUCCAUAUCUUACACCCAUGACCUCUAUGAGCCAUGGGAUGAGCCUGAUGCCCACCGAGAUGCUCCCCAGUACCCCAGUGAUGGUCCCUGGAAGCCCCGGUGUCACAGUCCAGAGCUCCAACUCGUCCUCCUCUUCCCCCUCACAGAAGCUGCUGCGCACCGACAAACUGGAGGUGUGUCGCGAGUUCCAGCGGGGGAACUGUGCGCGAGGCGAGACUGACUGCCGCUUCGCCCACCCCAGCGACAGCCCCAUGAUCGACACCAGCGACAACACGGUCACCGUCUGCAUGGACUACAUCAAGUCGCGCUGCUCCAGGGAGAAGUGCAAGUACUUCCACCCCCCUGCACACUUACAGGCCAAAAUCAAAGCCUCUCAACACCAGGUCAACCAAUCGGCCGUGGCAGCCCAGGCAGCAGCUGCAGCCAUGACUCAGUCGACUGCCAAAGCAAUGAAGCGACCCCUCGAGGCAACUGUAGACCUGGCGUUCCCCCAUGGUUGCCUGCAGCCCCUACCAAAGAGACAAGCACUGGAGAAGAGCAACGGGGCCAGCUCCUUCUUCAACCCCAGUAUGUUGCACUACCAGCAGGCUCUGGCCAAUGCACAGCUCCAGCAGACGUCUGCGUUCUAUCCCACAGGCAGAUAUAUCAGUGCUUCCAGAUUACAUCAUCCAGGGUCAGUGUUUUGCAUGUCUCCUGCUACCGGCAUUGUACCCAUGAUGUACAGUGCUACGCCUGCUACUGUCUCUGCAGCAACUACUCCUGCCACAAGUGUCCCCUACGCAGCAACAGCACCAGCCAAUCAGAUCAUCCUCAAGUAACCUACAAGAAAGGAACAGAGUGUCAAGACGCUCCCCUUAGAGGCCCUAAACAGCCCUUCUGUAAAUACUACUUUUGCUCCACACGAGAACUACAGCAACCUGCAUGCUGAGAAGAAGAUUACUGAGGAAAUUUAGAACAUUGAGCUAUGUUAAAAUAUACAAAUUAUAUACCUGUAUUGCUAGGACUAAUAUCAUUACUGAUAUGUAAAUUACUGAUUUAUUAUAUGUAUACACACAUGAUUGGAGAUUGUGAAGAUUUAAUCGUAAAGGUAUUCAACAAUGACUUUUAUUUCCUUUUUAAUGUUUUGUUAAAAGUGCACAACACUCAUCUAAUUCAAAUGUAAUUUUUUUAGCAGAAAAUGAUUGUGCAUCUAAGUGCUUGAUUGCUUGUAUUUAAAACAAAGACCAUUGGAAAGCGCUCUUGUUUAUACACCGUAUACAAAUUGCAUUUGGCUUGUGAGUGUCCUUCUUGCUCUUGUAAAGGACGAAUGUGACAGAGGAUAGCAUGUUGUUGUUUACCUUGUGGUUAUUCUCUGAGUACAGGAUCACUGCUCCCCCUCCUGGUGUGCCUUGGCCUCUCUACGGAGGAAUAACCAACUGAGUGAGCCUCAGCAAACCCAAUGUUAAUAGCAGAAAAUGAAUUAAUGUACCUUACGGCAAUGAUAUAAUCAGCCACUAAUUCCAGAAAUGAGAACGGAAUCUAGCUACCACGGUUUCCAAGUGUCUGUCUGUGGUGCACUGUUUUCUCUAUGUCUCUUCGUUCAAGGUUUUAGUUGAGCCUCGUCUUGGCAUCCAUCAAAUAAACACCAUAUACCAGAUGUAGUGCCAAUGACCUAGCAGAGUGAUGGGUGGGCUGAAAAUAAGCCACCUUAGAGGAACUGAAAAGCUGAGUGAGUGUCUGCCAAGCUGUCACAGACAUGUGAGGGGUUAGGUGGUCAUAGUGCAGAGGCCACAGACAUUAAAGAGGGAGCAGAAUGAUAAGACUUGAAAAGGAAAGACGUGGUGAUCCUUUGUUAAAAAGGCUGACAUACACGUGCAAGGAAACCUUGCGGUGACUCGAGGUCACUUAUUAAUCCUGUCUUAUUUGAACUGUAGAAGUGCCUAAAGUAAUGUACAUAACAAGCAUCUUGAAAAGGCUCUGUGUGAGAAAUAUUCAACUUUUGAGUAGAAAACCCUGCAGUUUCUCAACGUACUCCACGGCCUCGAUAAAUACAAUGAACAACUGUUUGUGUGAGGUGAAUUCAGUGCAUUGGUAGUCUUUGUACACUGGGUUAGUUUUAGUGCUUUAACCUUUCAUUUACUUUCAAGUUUCAAUAUCUGGCAGAUCGGAACAUGGCUGCUUUGGCAUGAAGUUCAGUGAUUGUUCAUUGUGUAAAAUGGUUUAGCUUAAUUCUUAAUGAGUUGAAAAUAGUUUGCAACUAAAAAGUGAUUGGAGAAGAGUUUGGAGAACCGGAUAUGUGUUGUGGUUCUAUGUUGGUAACUCAUUUGUCUUUAUAUACAACCGUCUUUACAACCAUAUCCUCGUGUUUAAUGCGUUGUUAUCAUAGUCUGUCUAGCGUCUUUCGAGUAGAAUGUAUCACAGUAAAUGUUUUAGUAGUAGGACGUAGUCACAUAACUAAUCACAUUGUGCAAUGAAACUCAUAUAACUCUACAUGUGUUUUUGUCAAAGCUUCAUUGUAUAUACAAACUGCACUUACAAACACAGACAGAUUUACCCACCAAUGCACCUGUGCAAAGUCUACACCAGUUAUUUACAGUAGGAUAUAAAAGGCAAAACUAAGCUAGAAACAUGGAACUAUUUACAAUGAUCAACAUGUAACUUUAUUUUACCUUUUGCUUAACCUUUUAUGUUUUAUUUGCUCUUGAAAAUAACCGUUAAAAACUUCACACAGGUGCAAACUAAAUCUUUCCCACAGUCUUUCAUUCUCCCUUUUCAUUUUCUGUGUGAGUGAAAUCAGUAUGCGUAAAGAAUCUCAUCAGUUUCGUGAUAUUGUCAUGGUGUUUGAUCAACUCAGACAAUCCACAGAAAACUAAAAUGACCCAUGUUCCUACCAUCUUUGUCCUAUUUCAUUACUUUUCAUUUUCUUUUCAGAAAAGUUCAUUUUUAUGUUCUGUUUGAUGGAAAUAUAUGGAAUUUACUUAUUUGUUUAACAUUAGUUAUAGAACAAUGUUGUAUUCUAUUUUAAAAUGAAUGUAACUUAUUAAGCUGAGUUUUGCUCUGCUGGCGGUUAUUCAAAUGACCUGUCCUGUCACGUUAGCCUAUGAAAAGCCGUCUGUGACCAGGGAUGGAAUGUUGGAGCUACCAAUGGCAAGCUUCCACAUCUCAUCCUUGUCACUGCCUUGUCACCUAUACAGGACAACACACUGCAGUACGAGCAAGGCUGUAGAAUUGCUUUUAUUAUGUAUAAAAACAGUUUAUUGUAUAGGUCACAGUCUACCAAAAAAAAUUAACAUUUAAGUAAAUUUACUUUUCAUUGUAGUACGGUAUAAUUUCAUAACUAUAUUAAUUUGUCUCUGUGGCAACCUAAAGUUGCAAUGACGGAAGCUAUGUAUUUUUGUAAAUUAUGUAAUUGUUACGUUUUCUAGAGCACUGUAACACACUAGAUUGUAUUGCCAGAAUCUGAACAUUUCCUAUUUUAUGGCAAAAUUAUAUACGACAAUAUUUUCAGUAUCAUAAUGCCUUUGUAUUACAGUAGUAUAUUCCUUUUGCAUUUGACAGCCUACCCAUGACACUUAAAUGUCCCUAAAUACAUGCUCUAAUCUAUUCUACCAAAAAUGAGCUCUCUAAAGUCCUCUUACAAAGCAUCCCUAGACUCAUAAAGGCAAGGGGAAACUCAAAAAGAUGUGUUUUGAUGGUUGUUCAGCUGUUUAGAAUUGCACUUUGUUCCCAGAAUAAAGUUAUUUUUACACUGCAGAAAAAGUAUGUUAAACAUGUAGUCAUGGGUAUGGCUAGUCUGGCAGUGAUACUCUUAAAUUAUUUCAAUUGUUCACUGAAGGCGUCUUUCACAACAACAAAAAAUGCUCUUUGAAAACGGAUGUUAAUUUUAAUGGUAAUUUCAACUCAAGUUCUGCUAAAUGUUUCCAAUGUUAUUAUAGCUAGAUACAGCUGUACCUGAAAGUUAGUUGAGAUUUUAGACCACCCAAUCAAAAGAGUUGAACAGUCAGAAUGUGUUCACUUUUACUGACCCAAUGGUAACAUGAUUCCUACCCACUGG
Oncorhynchus mykiss (rainbow trout) is the source of this 5311-nucleotide messenger RNA. Lineage: Eukaryota; Metazoa; Chordata; Actinopteri; Salmoniformes; Salmonidae. The record is from RefSeq and is a predicted model, not a curated record.